This is a messenger RNA of Durusdinium trenchii, 771 nucleotides long. The record is from the annotation of a GenBank genome assembly. NCBI's taxonomy places the organism in Eukaryota, Dinophyceae, Suessiales, Symbiodiniaceae.
AUGGGCACCUGGACUGCGAACCUGUUUCAAAGCUUCUUGGACACAAGACGUGAGAAGUAUGGGGUGGACAAUUCCAAGACGCUCACAAGCAUGACGCACAUGGGAGGCAUCCUAGAAAAGCGAGGUCAGCUGAAAGGUGCCCUGGAGCAUUAUGGAGAAGCGAUGCAUGGCCGGAGGGAAGUUCUGGGGGACAAACAUCCCAAGACGCUGCAGAGCAUUGGAAAGAUGGAGCCUUGGCAUGGACAGACCUAUGAGGCCUUGAUCUUGGCACAGGAGGCCCUCUUUGGAUCCAAGAAGGCUUACGGCGAGCAGGCGCCAGACACGUUGGAUGCCUUGAACAACCUGGGAUCAGCGUGGAAGGCGCAGGGCGACUACAAGGAGGCUGAGAAGUGCUUCAGGGAUGCUUUCAAGAUGCGGCAUGAGAGUCUGGGCCCCAAGCAUCCGGACACCCUCACCAGCCUCAACAACUUGGCCUGCACGGUGGAUGCUCUUGGUCGACCCUCUGAAGCGGGCAAGCUGUAUCAGGAGUGCCUGGAGCGUCGCCGCACGGUUUUGGGACACUCUCAUCCGGACACCAUGACAAGUAUGAGCAAUCUGGCUUUGUACCUUCGAUCGAACGGGCAGAACGAAAAGGCCGGAGAGCUCUUUGAACAGGUGUUGGAUGGACGUCGAAAGAUCUUUGGAAUCAAACACAUGGACACCAUCAUAAGCAUGAACAACUGUGCCUCAAUCAUGCUGGAGCCUUGGAAGCAGAGGGAUCACGAUGUGUGA